AGGUGGCGUGGAACUUUCCCUUGAGUUGGGGUUAGAGUUUUCUUUGGGGAUUGGAGUUGUAGCAUUGAUGGGAUAUCGGAUCCUAUUUACGCGUGAAUGGGUAGUGUUGCUUUUCAUGCUGUGUGGCAGUUUCUUAGUGAGGAGUGCUGUGUUUGGAAACGUGGCUGGAAUGCGACUGAUGAGAACUAUAGGCUGCAGCUAGAGGAGAUUCCAGUGGAUGGCGAGGGUAGAGGAGUGGUUGGCUUUUGGGAUAUGGUUGGUACAAUGCUAACAAGGAGAAGGUCCUAUGUGCUGGUGAUGGAGAAGACUCUUGCUUCGGUUUGGAGGCCUAUUCGAGGGAUGCAUGUGCAGGAUGGGCCUUGGCAUUUUGAUAAGAAUAUGGUGGUUACUUGGGAGGUAAUGGGGGAUGAGGUUCCGAGAAGGGAUAUGUUGGGAAGGAUUCCUUUUUGGAUCAUCUAUGGUGGUUCCUCUUGUCACCUCUCCGCUGCUACAGCUCGUAUGAUUCGGUAUCUAUAGGGAACCUGGUGGCAAUGGAUUCGGGGGAAGGACAUAUGUGGGUUUCCAAUUUUUUGAGGGUUCGGAUGGAAGUCGAUGUUGGUCGCCCUUUGUUGUGCAGGAAAAAGCUUCCGUUGGAAGGAGGAUCUUCUGUCUGGGUACGGUUUCAACAUUAGUAGCUUUAUAACUUCUGUUAUAUAUGUGGUUUGUUAGAUCAUUUGGAAGUAAAUUGUGAGAAGAGGACCAUGGUGGAGAAUGGUGGUGGAUCUGAGCGGCAGUUGUGGGGAAUGGCUUCAUUUUAAUCCACGAGAAAGUAGGUUUGGAGUGACAGCGAAUGAUGGUGGGUGGUUGUGCGAUGCCUUGGGCGGUUAUGGUUGAAAUAAGAUGGGUUAACGUUGGAGAGGAAGGGAGCAUCGCCUUUAUUUUGCACAGAAUUAUUGUUGGAAGGGGAUGUGUAGGGAGACCGGGGUCCAAAAGGAGGCAUUAGCGUUGCUGGAGUCAGAUGGCGUGUCGACGAGUGCUGAGAAUAGUUCAAGUGAGGAUAGAAGGUGUAGAAUUCUGCAGAGUUUGGAGAAUGUCGAUUUGCAAUGGGCAAAGUAGGAGAGUGCAUGCAGUAGCAAAUCUCCCACUAAACCAUGGAAACAUUUGGCUAGAGAGCAAGGGGAGCUAGUAAAUACAAGUGCAAGAUGCAAUCUAGCGGGUAAGAGGCAAGGUUUGAUCACUGAGAAUGAACCGUUAGACAACAAGAGUUAAAAUGGAGGAGGGAUGGGCAAGUUGGUAAUUGAGGAGGUGGAAAAUUUUCCACCUCCCAGUUUCUAGUUUUUCUUUUCCUGAGUGAUUGUACAAUGGUUUUGAGGUUUCCUCAUACUAUUUAUUUACUUGCUUAGACCGACAAUAGAAUAAAAGAUAUUGGCAAAA
Messenger RNA from Rubroshorea leprosula, 1413 nucleotides. The record is from the annotation of a GenBank genome assembly. Lineage: Eukaryota; Viridiplantae; Streptophyta; Magnoliopsida; Malvales; Dipterocarpaceae.